AUUCGAUCAUUUAGUAUGCACCGAUUGGAAUAGUGGUGUAAUGGACGAAGGGAAUAUUCCAACAUAAGUGUCAGCAGUUCGCUAUCAAAACAGUUCCCAGCACCGCAUGGUUUUCACUCUUGCGGCUGUCAUUGGGCUCACAAUACAAACAAGUUUACGCCUUGUCGCAUACAAUCGAAUCCGUAUUCAGUGCGAUUACAGUGUGUGGACAUUGUUUUUCCUGCGCCUGUGUGAUACCCACACUCGCAGUUCAAACUCAUGAUACCAGAAGCAUAAAUUUGACCUGCGAUGAGCUGUUAUUUAAUUUGAACCGUAGAUUGUGUGAUGCCAGUCAGAUCGUCAAACCCGAUUCGCGCCAGAAGUCUGAUCCGAAACAACUUGGAGAAGUCUAACAGCAUCCAGCAGCAGCAGCUCCUGCAGUCCAGAAUGCCCAACAUCAAGGUUUUCUCCGGUUCAUCCCAUCCGGAUCUGGCGUCGCGCAUUGUGGACCGCCUCGGAAUCGAUCUCGGGAAAGUUGUGACGAAAAAAUUCAGCAAUUUGGAGACAUGCGUUGAAAUCGGAGAAUCCGUACGAGGCGAGGAUGUGUAUAUCGUGCAGUCUGGUUCGGGCGAAAUCAACGACAACCUAAUGGAGCUGCUGAUUAUGAUCAACGCGUGCAAGAUCGCUUCCGCCUCCCGGGUGACGGCCGUCAUACCGUGCUUCCCGUACGCUCGCCAGGAUAAAAAGGACAAGGCAGGCGAUGAUAAACUGGCCAUGUUGAUGAAGACGAAUGAGUGGAAGUUUCGGAGCCGUGCUCCAAUCUCGGCGAAGCUGGUGGCCAAUAUGUUGUCGGUGGCUGGUGCGGAUCACAUUAUUACUAUGGAUUUGCAUGCUUCACAGAUACAGGGCUUUUUCGACAUCCCGGUGGAUAAUUUAUACGCCGAACCAGCUGUACUGAAGUGGAUUCGUGAGAAUAUCGCUGAGUGGAGGAAUUCGAUUAUUGUGUCGCCGGAUGCUGGUGGUGCAAAGAGAGUGACCUCGAUUGCGGAUCGACUGAACGUGGAAUUCGCUUUGAUCCACAAAGAGCGGAAGAAGGCAAAUGAGGUCGCCUCUAUGGUGCUGGUAGGUGAUGUGAAGGACAGAGUUGCCAUUCUGGUCGAUGAUAUGGCCGACACGUGUGGCACUAUUGUCCAUGCUGCCGACAAAUUGGUGGAAGCGGGAGCCACGAAAGUGUAUGCCAUUUUAACCCACGGUAUCUUCAGUGGACCAGCCAUUUCUCGAAUAAAUAAUGCUUGCUUCGAGGCUGUAGUGGUUACGAAUACCAUACCUCAAGAUGGUCACAUGAAGGACUGUCCCAAAAUACAGUGCAUCGAUGUGUCCAUGAUGUUUGCCGAGGCUGUUCGUCGAACCCAUAAUGGCGAGAGCGUUUCCUAUUUAUUCUCCAAUGUUCCCUAUUAAGAAACGCGCGCUGCAACCGGGCAGCAAAUGAAGAUGUCAUAGCGAAAAAAAAGUCGCAAAUGCAACUAAUAACCCCUUUUCGGAAUACAUUUCUUUUAAUUUUGGUCCAUUCUGUUGCGAAUCACAUUUGCAUGAAUCCAUCAACAGAAAACUAACAUAAUUCUCAAAAUUCAAAAUAAUUGGUUAUGAACCAAAACGGUAUAUUACAUAACUUGUUUCAUAGGUGGUUAUAGCCUGCCGAUCUGUGUAAGCAUUGAACAUAACAGAGGAUUUUAUUCGCUGCGCACUACGUGUGCUAUUGUGCAAACAUGAUGUUUUGAAGAUAUUUUUUCAUUAAUUUUCUUUGAAAAAAUGAUUUAGCGUUCAGCGACCGAUAAAAAAAGAAAUCUUUGUAUAUGUUCAAACAACAUACUUAUACAUAAAAGGCAAUUAUGAAGUUAAAUCAAAUUUAUUGUAAGGUACAACUACAAACAACUAUAAUUUUAACGCUACAAGAUGUGAAAACAAAUAAACAGAGGACGAUAAUAGUA
Messenger RNA from Toxorhynchites rutilus septentrionalis, 1967 nucleotides. RefSeq names its product ribose-phosphate pyrophosphokinase 1 (gene Prps). Gene Ontology annotation, cellular component: ribose phosphate diphosphokinase complex; cytoplasm. Bases 325 to 1437 code for a protein of 370 amino acids. The transcript is spliced from 6 exons. Gene Ontology annotation, biological process: purine nucleotide biosynthetic process; 5-phosphoribose 1-diphosphate biosynthetic process; ribonucleoside monophosphate biosynthetic process. Lineage: Eukaryota; Metazoa; Arthropoda; Insecta; Diptera; Culicidae. Gene Ontology annotation, molecular function: ribose phosphate diphosphokinase activity; magnesium ion binding. The record is from RefSeq and is a predicted model, not a curated record.